Molecule: messenger RNA, 2517 nt
Organism: Pseudoliparis swirei
Lineage: Eukaryota; Metazoa; Chordata; Actinopteri; Perciformes; Liparidae
Gene: slc26a11
Product: solute carrier family 26 member 11
Exons: 15
Coding region: 368-2101 (577 amino acids)
Biological process (GO): transmembrane transport
Cellular component (GO): membrane
Molecular function (GO): secondary active sulfate transmembrane transporter activity
Source: RefSeq, a predicted model, not a curated record
GCUCGGUGGGUUGACACAACAUACAUUUUAGGAAGCGGUUUUAGAAAAAGGGAGAGAAACGCACUGACAUAAAAUGACCUGAAAAUCACAGCAGACCAGAGAAUAAAAAAGAAGAAGUCAGCAGAUUCAAUUACAUCAUGCUUCUGCAGAUAUGGCGUCCACUUCCUUCGAUGUGCCGUGUGUUUGUCCAGAGAAACACACGGAUGCGCUGACACACAGAGCACUUUGCCGUGUUUCCCCGGAGGCCGUGCCUCUGGGUAACGAGGCGGCGGAACAAGCAGCGCUCUCCAAAAUCUGAUGAAUGACGUAUAAAGCACAGGAGGAAACUUAAUCACUUUGUCUAAGUUCCUCCUCCCUCAGCUGUGCGAUGGAUCGUCCUCUUCUGGGCCGGCUGUCGGCCCGGGGCUGCUGCUCCUCCAGGACCCUGAAGGCCUGGCUGCCCAUCCUCUCCUGGCUGCCCGGGUACCAGCUGAAGUGGCUCCAGAUGGAUCUGCUCGCCGGCCUCACCGUCGGGAUGACGACUGUACCGCAGGCGCUGGCGUACGCCGAAGUAGCCGGCCUCCCUGUACAGUACGGACUCUACUCUUCCUUCAUGGGGGGGUUCAUCUACACUCUCCUGGGGACGUCUAAGGAUGUGACACUGGGUCCCACGGCCAUCAUGUCCCUGCUGUGUUUCUCCGUGGUGGGGGGGCAGCCACACCGAGCCGUGCUGCUCAGCCUGCUCUGUGGACUCAUCCAGGCUGGAAUGGCUUUACUGAGAUUAGGUUUCCUGCUGGACUUCAUCUCUUUCCCUGUUAUAAAAGGCUUCACCUGUGCUGCCGCGGUAACCAUCGGCUUCGGCCAGGUCAAGAAUAUUCUGGGACUCCAGGGCGUUCCUCACGAGUUCUUCCUGGAGGUUUACUACACCUUCUACAAGAUCCCAGAGGCCAGGAUCGGCGACGUGGUGCUGGGCCUUCUUUGUCUCGCUCUGCUGGUCGCGUUGCUGUUCAUGAAGACCACUCUGGGCUCGGAGGACGCUCCCACCUGCUCCAGGGUGGCCAGGAAACUAGUGUGGGGUGUUGCUACCAUGCGUAACGCUCUUGUGGUCGUGGCCGCGUCCUUCGUCGCAUUUUCCUGGAACGCUUACGGUUAUCCUGUGUUCACGGUCACUGGGGAGACGUCACAGGGGCUCCCGCCGUUCAGACCUCCGCCCACCACAGACACCACAGCCAACGGCACCGUGGUCACCUUCGGAGAGAUCGUACAGGGCCUUGGAGGAGGGAUCGCUCUCAUUCCCUUCAUGGGUGUGUUGGAAAGCAUCGCCAUUGCGAAAGCUUUUGCCAGUCAGAACGACUACAGGAUCGAUACCAACCAAGAGCUGCUGGCAAUUGGUGUGACCAACAUCAUGGGCUCCUUUGUGUCAGCCUACCCUGUCACUGGCAGCUUUGGGAGGACGGCAGUGAACUCCCAGACCGGUGUUUGCAGUCCAGCUGGAGGGAUCAUCACCAGUGUGGUCGUGCUGCUCUCCCUGGCGUUCCUCAUGCCGGCCAUCCGCUACAUCCCCAAAGCGUCUCUAGCUGCUGUCAUCAUCUGCGCCGUGGCUCCCAUGGUGGAUUAUCGCGUCGUUGCCAAGAUGUGGAAGAUACGCAAGAUCGACCUGCUGCCGUUCGCCGUGACGUUCCUGAUGAGCUUCUGGCAGGUGCAGUACGGGAUUGUGGGAGGUGUCGCUGUAUCUGGAGCGCUGCUGCUGUACAACACGGCGCGACCACCGAUAAAGGUGUCUGAUCAAGGGGUGCUGGUGAUGGAGCUGGGCAAUGGACUGAGUUUCCCUGCCACCGAGUAUCUGAGCCACAUCAUGCACACUCAGGCUCUGCAGGCAUCUCCUCCGCGGUCAGUGGUCCUGGAUUGCCAUCAUGUCAGCGUCAUGGAUUACACAGUGAUCAGCGAGCUCAGGGACCUGUUGAGGCAGUUCCAACUGCGAGAAGUGCAACUAGUUUUUUCCAGAUUGCAGCUCUCUGUUCUGGAGGUUCUCCUCGCAGCUGAUCUGCAGGGCUUCAGGCACGCAGACAGCGUGGAGGCGGCGCUGCAGAUGGAGGCAGAGAGCUUGACCGCUAAUCAGUAACGUUAUCAAGUUUUCAAAAGGGAUGAACUACCUCCCAAAACGGAUGAACUGGCACUUAGCCGGACAGCUCAACUUGACUUGACUCUUCUCGGAGACAACAGCACUACAUUGGAGCAAAAGUCGAAUACUGUGUGUUGUCGCAUUUUAUAUUCUUUUAUAACUUGUGCGUGAAUAAGGAUGUAAUGAGGGAAAUAGUAUUAACUGGAAUAUAUAUAUUUAUACUCACAGAGAACUCCUGUUACAUAUAAGGGCUAAAGGUGAUCUUCAAGGGACCAAAUCUGAAUGUACACAAUAAGAAUAGUUACUUAAUAAUGAACAGAGCAGAGCUAACACCUGUGUCACCUGUCAAUAUUGACUUUGCUAUGUAAAAAAGAAAAUGGUUUAAUUGGCUCAUUAAAAUGACUAAUUGAGUUACA